GCUGUCACCCCGCGAGCAGGCUGCGCACCGCCCAGGCCGGAUCCGGGGCCGCAGACUUGGGCGCUUCGGGCCGGGGAGCGCGGAGGAGCCAUGGCCACCACCAACGGGGCCGUGGAGAACGGGCAGCCGGACAGGAAGCCGCCUGCCCUGCCGCGCCCCAUCCGCAACCUGGAGGUCAAGUUCACCAAGAUAUUCAUCAACAAUGAAUGGCACGAAUCCAAGAGUGGAAAAAAGUUUGCAACAUAUAACCCUUCAACUCUAGAAAAAAUAUGUGAAGUGGAAGAAGGAGAUAAGCCCGACGUGGACAAGGCCGUGGAGGCCGCACAAGCUGCCUUCCAGAGGGGCUCGCCGUGGCGCCAGCUGGAUGCCCUGAGCCGCGGCCGGCUGCUGCACCAGCUGGCUGACCUCUUGGAGAGGGACCGCGCUGUCCUCGCCACCCUGGAAACAAUGGACUCGGGAAAGCCGUUCCUUCAUGCAUUUUUCAUCGACCUGGAGGGCUGUAUUAAAACCCUCAGAUACUUCGCAGGGUGGGCAGACAAAAUACAGGGCCGGACAAUCCCCACAGAUGACAACGUUGUGUGUUUCACCAGACAUGAGCCCAUAGGUGUGUGUGGGGCUAUCACUCCCUGGAACUUCCCUCUGCUGAUGCUGGUGUGGAAGCUGGCGCCCGCUCUCUGCUGUGGGAAUACUGUGGUUGUGAAGCCAGCUGAACAGACUCCCCUCACCGCCCUUUAUCUGGGCUCUCUCAUCAAAGAGGUCGGAUUCCCUCCAGGCGUGGUGAACAUUGUGCCAGGAUUUGGGCCCACAGUGGGGGCAGCGAUUUCUUCUCACCCUCAGAUCAGCAAGAUAGCCUUCACGGGGUCCACAGAGGUUGGAAAGCUGGUUAAAGAAGCUGCCUCCCGGAGCAAUCUGAAGAGGGUGACACUGGAGCUUGGGGGGAAAAACCCCUGUAUCGUGUGUGCUGAUGCUGACUUGGACUUGGCAGUGGAGUGCGCCCAUCAGGGAGUGUUCUUCAACCAAGGCCAGUGCUGCACGGCCGCCUCCAGGGUGUUCGUAGAGGAACCGGUCUACACCGAGUUUGUCAGGCGGAGCGUGGAGUAUGCCAAGAAACGGCCCGUCGGAGACCCCUUUGACGUCAGGACUGAACAGGGGCCGCAGAUUGAUCAAAAGCAGUUGAACAAAAUCCUCGAUCUGAUUGAGAGUGGGAAGAAGGAGGGAGCCAAGCUGGAAUGUGGAGGCUCAGCCAUAGAAGACAGGGGGCUCUUCAUCAAACCCACUGUCUUCUCAGAAGUUACUGACACCAUGCGGAUUGCCAGAGAGGAGAUUUUUGGACCGGUGCAGCCAAUACUGAAGUUCAAAAGUAUUGAAGAAGUGAUAAAAAGAGCAAAUAGCCUUGAAUAUGGACUCACAGCAGCUGUGUUCACAAAAAACCUCGACAAAGCACUGAAGCUGGCUUCCGCGUUAGAGUCUGGGACUGUCUGGAUCAACUGCUACAAUGCCAUCUACGCACAGGCUCCAUUUGGUGGCUUUAAAAUGUCUGGAAAUGGCAGAGAACUAGGUGAAUAUGCUCUGGCCGAAUACACUGAAGUGAAAACUGUCACCAUCAAACUCGAUGACAAGAACCCCUGAAGGAGAGGUGGGCUCCUUCCUCCAACAUUCAACAGCUGAAUGUGGCAGAUCGAACUUGCCGAAGAAAAAACUACAUUUCUGACCUUCCGGGAUACUUUCUUCUGGAGACUUUAAAUCUACUGGAUUGGACUGAUUUGUCUUUCCUCUCACACUCCUGUUUUAUUGACCAGUAUGUUGUGUGUGGAGUCACAGUCCUGCCUGGGGAUGGAGCUAUGAGUCCUUGCUAUUCUCCCCUUUCCACCAGGCCCCGGGGACAGUGAAGAGGCUCAGGGCUUUGCAACAGGAAGUUGUAUUUGAAUUGUCCAGCAGUCGCUUAAAAAUGCUUUGCUGACUCUGAUUCCAGUAAGAAUUUGGAAAGUAACUCCCUGCGUGUUCUGCAAACAGGGCCCUGCACCUGCGGUCUCCUCAGGGUUACCUGCCCACAGAUCCAGCCCCAUUCAAUGGGAAAGGAUUAGCACUAAGUUAAAAAAAAAAACAGGAAUGCGAGGAGCCAGUGUGGGGAGCUUUGGGGAAGCAUGUGCCAUGGAAGGAGACUGGAGGCCUUGGCUAUGGACGGGCGUGGGUCUUUGAGGACUGCAUCUUGCCAUUGACAAUAGGACUCAGCUUCAAACCAGUACUGCCUUUGGAAUAUGACCGAAUCAACAGCCCAAAAAACUUGUCUAAAACCAUGUCAGAGUCUACCUUAACCAAGGCACUUUCUUAGGUAGAAAACAUCACUAGUGUCACCAUCGCUGCUAAGGACCCCCUGUUCUGACACUACAAUAGCAUAGCAAAUCCUAGGAUAAUUGAGUCCCGCUUUUUACAAAGCAGAGCCAUAAUUCGCUGUUACUAAUUAUGCAUUUCUAUCACAUGCAUUAACGGUGUAUGAGAAGCCUAUAUAGUUUUCCUUUCUCCGGUUGGGUUAUCCAUUCUAGAUUAGUAAAACUACACGACUGGAAAGAUUGCUAUUAUACAGCUCUGAUUUUCUCAAGUCCUAUUUUGAUAUUAAUUAAUGAUUAAUUAACAAAUAACACCUGAACUCCAUGGAGGGACUGGGUCUCCUACUAAAGCAGCUUGAGUCCUGCACUCACAAGUUGUGAAUUCUUCUUUUCCUCUUUCUGUAUCCAAAUGAUGUUCAAAUCCAUGUUUUAACUUGGAAAACUGAAAGUGUUCCCAUGUAGCUUUACAAAAAACAAAAACAAACUUAAAUUGUGUUAUUCGGAUACUUUUACUGUUACUAACUAGUCUUUUCUAAUGGUGCUUAUGUUUGAGAAUUAAAUUGGGGGGGCAAUAA
Ceratotherium simum simum (southern white rhinoceros) is the source of this 2902-nucleotide messenger RNA. RefSeq names its product aldehyde dehydrogenase 1 family member A3 (gene ALDH1A3). Lineage: Eukaryota; Metazoa; Chordata; Mammalia; Perissodactyla; Rhinocerotidae. Gene Ontology annotation, molecular function: oxidoreductase activity, acting on the aldehyde or oxo group of donors, NAD or NADP as acceptor. The record is from RefSeq and is a predicted model, not a curated record.